Acanthopagrus latus (yellowfin seabream) is the source of this 2282-nucleotide messenger RNA. It is a transcript of the gene cryl1, whose product is annotated as crystallin, lambda 1. Bases 299 to 1252 code for a protein of 317 amino acids. The transcript is spliced from 9 exons. Lineage: Eukaryota; Metazoa; Chordata; Actinopteri; Spariformes; Sparidae. Gene Ontology annotation, biological process: fatty acid metabolic process. The record is from RefSeq and is a predicted model, not a curated record. Gene Ontology annotation, molecular function: L-gulonate 3-dehydrogenase activity; NAD+ binding.
CGUUGCUAGGAUACCAGUGUACGCUAGCCGAUUAAUCUUUUUAUUUCCCGCACACUAUUUCAUCGUUUAUUCUUAAACAGUGUAUGUAUAACUGGUACAAUAGCAGCUUAUUAAUGGCAGAUAUGCAGUUUGUAUGUGAUUUGUUUUUGGCGGGGAAAGUGCAGUGUAUUUUAUUUGGGGGAUCUUUGGUCCUUCUGGGUUACCGUACUAGCAUUUAGCAGCGUGACUUCGGAGGGGUGGUGCUCCUGAAGUUAAUAGAAGCAGUUUGCUAGAGCUCGAAUCUUGACUUGUUAUUACAAUGAGUACUGCUGACAUGAAGAUCAUUACUGUGAUUGGCAGUGGGCUGAUAGGCCGCUCUUGGUCUAUGGUGUUUGUCAGUGGAGGCUACACUGUGAAGAUCUAUGACAACCAACCAGGACAGGCUGCCAAGGCCAUCACAGAGAUCAGGAAGCAGCUGGAGGAGCUGGAGGGAGCCGGCAUGCUGAGAGGGGAGCUGACGGCCACACAGCAGCUCGCCCUGCUCAGCAGUUAUGAUGAUAUGGCCAAGGCGCUGGAGGGAGCCUUCUUUGUGCAGGAAUGUGUAUUUGAGCAACUUGAGGUAAAGCAGAGCGUCUUCCAAGACAUAGAGCGUCUUGUGGGAAAAGAUGUCACCUUGAGCAGCUCCACCUCCUGCCUGGUGCCAAGCAGUGUCUUCUCUAAAGUACAGAACAGGAGCCGCUGCCUCGUCUCCCAUCCGGUUAACCCACCCUACUAUGUCAAACUGGUAGAGCUGGUACCUCACCCAGAGACAGCAGCGACUGUUAUGGACGACACCCAUGCAUUAAUGACCAAGGUCGGCCAGGCGCCCGUCUGUCUGAAGAAAGAAAUCGAUGGCUUUGCUCUCAAUAGAGUUCAGGCGGCCAUUAUCGCAGAGUCCUGGAGGCUGGUCCAGGAUGGCAUUAUCUCUGUCAAGGACAUCGACCUGGUGAUGUCAGAGGGGCUAGGAAUGCGUUACGCCUUCAUAGGUCCAAUGGAAACCAUGCACCUAAAUGCCCCUGAAGGUUUACAAGACUAUAUGAAACGUUAUGGUGAGGGUAUAACGAGGGUCCUGAACUCCUUUGGGCCUGUCCCAGACUUCUCGGGCGAGGGUGCCAAGAGCAUCUUUAAUGAGAUGCGUGAGCUGAUUCCCAGUGACCAGCAGCAUCUGUCAGCCAGGAUUCAGAGGAGGGACCAGCUCCUCAUGAGUCUAGCCAAACUGAAGAAGGAGCACUAAGGCCUCAUUCUGAUCAAAUCAGCGGUUGUGGCGAAAAUGCCAGUCCUCCAGUUCAUUUUGGGUGUGAAGUGCAUUUAAGCCACAGCAAAUGAAGAGUAAAGAUGCUAACAUAACCUGAUGUCACGCUGCAAUGGCCAAUCACAUGAACUGCCGAUUAAGACCAGCUGUUCAACAAGCUGUUUACACUAUACCUAAAAAAUGACUAUAAAUAUAGGCUCCUACUGUAAUAAUUUCAUGUUUUCUUGUUAGUUGACGGUUCUCUGGAAAAGUAGUUGCUCCAAAGCCAAGAUCCUGAAUCUGGCAAUAUUCAGGCAUAUUCAUGAACCAUGUUAUGAUGCUCUCCCAGGUGUGUCCUCCUAACACAGCUGCACAACCCUGGGCUAAUCGCCACAACACCUGAAUUUGGUCUGAACACAGGGUCCGAAAGUGAAGAGCACAUUUUGUGUGAUUAUGACUGCUGCCAGACAAUAGGAAUCUUAUUUCAUGAUUAUCUGUAUGACCCCUGCAAAAGCUUUCCUGAUCCCUCUUAGAUUAUCAAUUAUAAUGAAAGCAACAAAUGGAAAACUAGAGAAGGCAAGUUUUGAAGAAAGUGAAACAAAGACUGUGAAAUUUGAUAGGCCGACAGAUAAGAUUUCAGCAGACAGACACCUCAUCUGAUAACAGUUUCAGUAAUAUCAGUGAUAUUUUGGUUGGGACGAAAAGUUUGGUUGGAGCAAUAAUUAACAUUUGUGGUCUCAAAGUUCCUUUUUUGGAUCGCUGAAGCACAUUUCACACCACCAUUAUGGAAGAACUGAGGUUUGCAAAUUAAGAAGAAGGAGGAUCAGUUUCAAUAAAAUAAUAUUCUAAAUCUGCUGAAUUUGCUAUUUUUGUCUGCCAUUUGAUCUCAGGACUAAGACUGUGGUAAAUGAGAGACAGAAUUUAAGACGAUCAUGUCACUAGGUGCUAGAGACCGCAUAAUGGUCUCCUGUUCAAAUUGAUUCUGUGAAAAAUGUGAAAUUGUGUUUUGAUCAAUAAAAAUAAUGGAAUCACA